Suillus subalutaceus is the source of this 207-nucleotide messenger RNA. RefSeq lists its product as uncharacterized. The annotation marks the transcript as partial. Lineage: Eukaryota; Fungi; Basidiomycota; Agaricomycetes; Boletales; Suillaceae. The transcript has a single exon. The record is from RefSeq and is a predicted model, not a curated record.
GCCAACCUAGAAGAGCUUUGGGCGAUCUGGAUAUCUGACUCCCGCAUUCCAAUGCGUGCGUCGCGAUAUGCAUGGGCCGCCUCGUGGAACAUAAGUCCACUGCGCGUCGACAGCUGGUUCUGGGCUUGCAAAUCAAAGGCGAAGAAAGUGGAACAACCACUACCGAACAAGACGUGCAAGCUUUCGUUGGUACCGCCGGCUACUUGA